This is a messenger RNA of Symbiodinium necroappetens, 453 nucleotides long. The record is from the annotation of a GenBank genome assembly. NCBI's taxonomy places the organism in Eukaryota, Dinophyceae, Suessiales, Symbiodiniaceae.
AUGGACGCGACCGACCGCAAGAUCCUGGCGGAGCUGCAGCGCGACGCCAGCCUGUCCAACACGGAGCUGGCCGCGCGGGUCGGUCUCUCGCCGACGCCCUGCUGGCGGCGGGUCAAGCAGCUCGAGGCCGGCGGCGUGCUGCGCCGGCGGGUGGCGCUGCUCGACGGCCCGGCGCUGGGGCUGGGCACCACCGUGUUCGUCGCCAUCAAGACGCGCCACCACACGGCCGAGUGGCUCGACGCCUUCGCCCGGACGGUGUCCAGCUUCGAGGAGGUGACCGAGUUCUAUCGCCUGGCCGGCGAGAGCGACUAUCUGCUGAAGGUGGUGGUGCCCGACAUCGCCGCCUACGACGCCUUCUACAAGCGGCUGAUCGCCGCCAUCGAGCUGAGCGACGUCUCCUCCGCCUUCGCCAUGGAGGAGAUCAAGUACACCACGGAGCUGCCGCUGGGCUGA